Molecule: messenger RNA, 1104 nt
Organism: Penaeus vannamei (Pacific white shrimp)
Lineage: Eukaryota; Metazoa; Arthropoda; Malacostraca; Decapoda; Penaeidae
Source: RefSeq, a predicted model, not a curated record
AUGAUUUCUCCGAUUUUCCGAGAGAGUUACAGCUGGUCCCGAGAGAGGUACAGAUCCGAGAGUGGUACAGCUGGUCUCGAGAGAGGUACAGCUGGUCCCGAUAGAGGCACAGCUGGUCGUGAGAGGUACAGCUGGUCUCGAGAGAGGUACAGCUGGUCCCGAGAGAGUUACAGCUGGUCCGAGAGAGGCACAGCUGGUCCGAGAGAGGCACAGCUGGUCCGAGAGAGGCACAGCUGGUCCGAGAGAGGCACAGCUGGUCCGAGAGAACAGAUGAUCCGAGAGAGAUCCAGCUGGUCCGAGAGAGGCACAGCUGGUCCCGAGAGAGGUACAGCUGGUCCGAGAGAGGCACAGCUGGUCCCGAGAGAGGUACAGAUGAUCCGAGAGAGAUCCAGCUGGUCCGAAAGAGUUACAGCUGGUCCCGAGAGAGGCACAGCUGGUCCGAGAGAGAGCACAGCUGGUCCCGAGAGAGGCACAGCUGGUCCCGAGAGAGAACCAGAAACAGCAGCAACAACAAUAACAGCCACAGCCACAGCAAUAUCAACCACAUCAUCAACAACAACAGCAGCAGCAAACAACAUCAGAACCAGAAACAGCAGCAACAACAACAACAGCCACAGCCACAGCGACAGCAAUAUCAACCACAACAACAGCAACAACCGUAGCAAACAACAUCAGAACCAGAAACAGCAGCAACAACAAAAACAACAACAGCCACAGCGACAGCAAUAUCAACCACAUCAACAACAACAGCAGCAGCAAACAACAUCAGAACCAGAAACAGCAGCAACAACAAUAACAAACAACACCACAGCGACAGCAAUAUCAACCACAACAACAGCAACAACCGUAGCAAACAACAUCAGAACCAGAAACAGCAGCAACAAUAACAAUAACAGCCACGGCGACAGCAAUAUAACCACAUCAACAACAGCAUCAGCAAACAUCAGAACCAGAAACAGCAGCAACAACAACAACAAUAACAGCCACAGCGACAGCAAUAUCAACCACAUCAUCAACAGCAACAACAGCAUCAGCAGCAUCAGCAUCAAUUCCUGGCGCAUCCAUUUCCAGUCCUGUUCCCAAUCUCCCUCCUGCUUUCCCUGA